Molecule: messenger RNA, 1740 nt
Organism: Pteropus alecto (black flying fox)
Lineage: Eukaryota; Metazoa; Chordata; Mammalia; Chiroptera; Pteropodidae
Gene: FAM174C
Product: chromosome unknown C19orf24 homolog
Exons: 3
Coding region: 950-1354 (134 amino acids)
Cellular component (GO): extracellular region
Source: RefSeq, a predicted model, not a curated record
CGGAACCAGACCAGUCAGUCACUUCAUCGUCUUGGGGUCUGAGGAGGUGCUCCCUGGGGCUCCUCAUCUGAAGGGGGCACCCAGAUCUUCCAGGGUCCUGGCAAAGGUCUUGGGCACAGUGCCCCUGAACACUUUUCAUCUGUGCUGCACACAGGGCCCAGCUUGCUUUCUGAGCUGGUUCAACUCCUGCUCGGGUCAUGGGGUACAGAGAGUUGGACCCUUGGCCUGUCAGCCCAACUGCCGCCAGGGCGGAGAGGAUGGAAGUAGUCGAUGUAGUGUGUGGUCAGGGUGGCCAAGGUGCCCAGGGUGCCCUUCCACCCCCUCACCUCCUGGGUGUGGCCCAGCGGGAUUCCCAGGCUAGGGCACAUGAGCCUCCUCUGGGAGGGCUCAGCCUGCAGCAAGGGCCACCCCGGUGGUCCCACCAGGCCCCCUAGGGUGAGCCUAGCUGGGGACCAGAAUAGCUGAGUUCCCAAGGCCGCCCCCGUAGGAUGGAAGCCCCAAGGGCCCUGUGCUGAGCAGGCCUUGGCCUUGCCUCCUGCUCUGGUCUUUGACCGCCUUCCACCAUGUGCUUUGGGAACCUGGUUUCUGGGGAGUGGUCCUAGGGUACUGGCGAGACGUCACUUCCCCUGCUGCCCAAACUCCGCUCUCCAGGCACCCAGCUCUUGACCUGUCCCCCGGAACAGGGACCUCGGCGUGGCUGUGGCGGUCCGUGCGGGGGACGGGAGGGAGCAGGGUCGCCACAGGACGCGAGCCGAUCCGGGGUGCGCGCGCAGUCGGUGGCGCGCGGAGUACUGUGGAAAACGUCCGGGGUUAAGCCAGGUAAGCGGCCAGGGGGUGGGGCGUCUGGUGCUCGGCUCCGCCCCCCCGCGCUAUUGGCCAGCACCGCCCCCGCACCAGUGAGUGACGGGGGCUCCCGGGGGCGGGGCGCAGUCGCCGCUUCCGCCAGGCCAUGGGGCCGCGCGUGCUGCCGCUGCUGCUCUUGCUCCUGCCGGCGCUGCUGCUGCUGUUAGCGCCGCUCUGUGGGGCUGAGGAGCCCACGCCUCCGUCGCCGAGCCGCGUGGAGACCACGCUGUCGUCACUGCAGGCCGUGACGAACGGAAGCAAGCCGGACGCGCUGCACAACAGCACGCAUCCGGGGCCGCCGGGCUCGCCGGGCUCUCCGCUAAUACGCUCCUUCUACGUGCUCACGGGCUUCUGUGGCCUGGUGGCUAUCUACUUCCUCAUCCGGGCUUUCAGGUUGAAGAAGCCCCAGCGGAGAAGGUACGGCCUCCUGGCCAACACCGACGACUCCACCGAGAUGGCCUCUCUGAACAGUGACGAAGAGACCGUCUUUGAGACGAGGAACCUGAGAUGAUGCUCAGGUUGGGGAGGUGGUGUUUCCAGCCGCCCUGAGGGAAGGACGGAGACGGGGGGCCCACUCCCAGGGCCGGGACACCCCCAAUUCGGCAGCUGGCCUGAGAGCUCGUGCGGGGACUGCCCAGCCGUCCUGAAGCAGCCUUGGCCUUCCACCUGGACAGGACCACCCACGAUGCUAGGUGCAAACCAGAGGGACCCUGGAGGCCCCACCCAGGGCUCUGAGGCCUCCUGGUCAAGCUAUGACUUGUUCUGCUGACCCUGCCCCAUGGGGACACAACAGCCCUGAGGUGAGGCCUGGCGAGCGAGUGAGCCGAGGGACCUGUUUGGGAGCAUCUUCCUGCUGGGUGGGGGACAAUAAAGGCAGCAGUGGCUCUUUGACUGGCA